Molecule: messenger RNA, 1652 nt
Organism: Anopheles funestus (African malaria mosquito)
Lineage: Eukaryota; Metazoa; Arthropoda; Insecta; Diptera; Culicidae
Product: mitochondrial import receptor subunit TOM20 homolog
Exons: 4
Coding region: 97-549 (150 amino acids)
Biological process (GO): protein targeting; tRNA import into mitochondrion; protein import into mitochondrial matrix
Cellular component (GO): mitochondrial outer membrane; mitochondrial outer membrane translocase complex
Molecular function (GO): transmembrane protein transporter activity
Source: RefSeq, a predicted model, not a curated record
GUGCGAUUUGUUUUUCCCUUUGCUUUUGUGGUGUGGUUUUGCUUUUGCUGGGGGUAGUACGCUCGUGAGUUUGUUCUGGACGGAAGGAAGUUAAAUAUGGAGAUGAGUAAAACGAUUGGAAUUGCAGCCGGUGUCGCUGGAACGCUGUUCCUUGGCUAUUGCAUAUAUUUCGACCACAAACGCAGGAAGGAUCCGGAUUUCAAGAAAAAAUUGCGCGAAAGACGAAAGACCAAAAAGGCAGCAGCAUCGGCAGGGCCAAGGACAACAAUCCCUAACCUAACAGAUCACGAAGAAGUGCAGAGAUUCUUCCUGCAGGAGAUCCAAACCGGUGAAGCGCUCAUUGCAGCCGGCGAUAUCGAGAACGGUGUGGAACAUUUGGCUAAUGCAAUUAUCGUUUGUGGUCAGCCAACGCAACUGCUACAGGUCCUCCAGCAAACGCUACCAGCCCAGGUGUUCGCAUUGCUGAUCACACGCAUGCGACAGUACGGCAGCCAAUCGAGCGAGAACGAGCGGACCAAACUUCAGGACAUGAACGAUGAUCUGGAGUAAGGAAUAUGCCGCGCAUCACCACCGGCCGUCUAGUUGUGGGUCUUUGGAGUAGUUAAGACCGUCAAAACAAAAGCAAAAAAAGGGAAGAAAUAAGCGAGAAUGGGCGGCGACGUAUGCGAUGCAACAGUCGUAGGAACACCAACAGUCCUUUUUCAUCCUACCCCUUAAAUAUAAAACUGCCUAACCGGGAUUAAAGCAGCAGCAAUAUCGUCGUAAACUAAUCGAACAUUUGUUACGCAUCGCUAAUUGUCAUCAUCAUAACCCCCGGGGUUCAUCAGCUACCUGAGAAAAUUUCCUCGCUCGGAAACAAAACUACACGGACCUGGCAGGAUGAUCAGUGCGUUCUCUCGCUUGCGUCACGCUUUUUCCACUCAUUUCCGCUCGAUUCCAUCUUUGAGCAAGGGCGUAAAUUUGAAGCCUAUUCGUAGUAGAACAAAAUCAGCUUAGUUAUAAAGACAAAACAAACAAAUUAAGAACACAUAACAGAUACACACAUUAAAAGCAAGAGUAUCCUUAGUAUUCUUCGUCGUUUUGCAUAGAUAAACACGGAAGAAAAGCACGUGUUGUUUCUCGUUCUCCGUAUCGUAACAUCACAUGUAACAUCCUGUAACAACAAUGGAAACCCAUCAUUUCGAUUCAUGCAUUCAUUUUCAAUUCAAUCGAUAUUAAUGCCCCAUCGUAAAUGCAUUUUCACACAACUAAGAAAUGCAUUAUUUGUUAGCAUUUUAAAUGCGCCAAGUUCAGCAUUAAUUUGUGACCGUGUGCUUCCUAUUCCCAUACGAUCCUCAAGCAAAAUCUCUGCCCUAAGGAAUAAUGUACGCACACGUUCAUUCAUGCCAAAAAUAGAAAGGUGAAAAAGAAACACAACCAAGGCGUUAAUGCAAAAGCUCUGCUAUAAGAUGGUGGAAAACUGGAGUAGAGAAGGGAGAGAUUACAUACUCUAACGUUGGGCGAUGGAACGUUUUAAAAACGAACGCAAAGCUAACCACAAACCACUUUAGUGAAGGGUCGAAUGACUAACUUGUUGAAGCAGAUAAAUGAACUAUAUGAGCAACAGAUAGCUUUUCGAGAGAAUAAAGGAUAUCCAGUGUUAUUUCAUGAAA